UGGAACACUAAGAGCACUCGAUCAAAACGCGACUAAUGAAUUACUGUCUUAAUUAACACGACUAGAAUGGCGUGAUGAUCGCCGAUAAAUAGAUAAAGUUCAAUGGGGUGUAAACAAUUUGUUCGCAUAUUUAUACAUCAUUCUAUGCCUCUCAAGACCAUUUGAACCUUGAUCGCAUCUGUGUGCAGAGCGGAGAAGAGAAGACCACCUCUUGCAAGUUCUCGAGAUCACUAUGAGUUUUUCGUUUGCUGAGUUCCUCUCAGCUGGCCAGAUUUUGCUCUUAUGUUGUGUAGUCUGUGUGUUCCUGACAGGAAAAGCAAUAUGGAAGAAUUCUUUUUCCAAGUUGCCUCCAGGUCCUUGGGGCAUGCCAGUGAUAGGUGCUUGUUUCCGUUUGGGAAAAAAUCCACAUAUUGAGUUCACCAAGAUGGCUCAGCAAUACGGGGACGUGUUCAGUCUAAUGCUUGGAAAUCGCUUGGUGGUGGUGCUAAAUGGACUCGAUGCAAUUCAAGAGGCCCUUAUCAAGCACUCGACAGCCUUUGCUGGCAGACCACAACUGCACUCCUUUCAACUUGGAAAUCGUGAAGGCAACAGUAUUACCCUGAGUGAUUACACUCCACAGUGGCGUCUAACCCGCAAGAUCAGUGUUUCUGUGAUCCAGAGUUUUGCCAAGAAUACAGCAAACUUACAAGAAAACCUGCUACAGGAAUGCCAACGCUUGAUCUGCUGCCUUAAAAAGCAGACAGGUAAACCCGUUGACGCCCUCCUGGCUUUGAAGUUCGCAACAGGCAACAUCAUUCUUAAUGCGCUCUUCGGAGUUAAGUUUUCGUAUAACAACGAAGCCCUUCGAAAAAUACUUGCCAUCUCCGAUCGCUAUGGAAAAGCUAUAUCUGGCAGCGCCAUCGUUGAUUUCUUUCCAUUCUUGAAGUACUUCCCGAACAAGGCACUCUCCGAUCUCGUAACCUUAAUAACGGAAACUUUGGAUCUCCUUGGUAAGAUGUUUAUCAAGAACAAAGAGACCUACACCGAAGGAGAGGUUCGCAACAUCGCCGACAGUUUCAUCGAUACGGUUGAGAAAGAAACAAUGAAAGACAAAGAGAACAGUCCAAACAGUCAGAACACACUCAACAUGGCUCCGCUACUCAGUGAUGAGCAGAUUGUUCAAGGCAUGACAGACCUCUUUGGUGGCGGCUUCGAUACAUCGUCAACAACUCUUAACUGGGCCCUGGCGUACCUGAUCAAGUAUCCCGACAUUCAGUGCCAACUCCAAGAAGAGCUAGACCACGUGGUUGGAAGAGAACGCCUUCCCGUUCUUGAGGACCUGGCCUCACUUCCCCUGCUCCAAGCGACAGUAUACGAGCUUAUAAGGGUAACAAGCCUUGCUCCUCUUUCAGUGCCCCGUUCAACGAUCAAGGAAACGAAAAUCCGCGACUUCGUUAUCCCGAAAGACACGAUGGUCUUUGUUAACUUGUGGUCCGUGCACCGUGACCCAAAAAUCUGGAAAGAUCCGCAUGUUUUUAAUCCAUGGCGUUUCCUGAAAGGCGCUGGGGAGCUGAUCGAUCCAAAGUCAUUUGGAGGUUUCCUACCAUUCUCUGCUGGUCGUCGAAAAUGUCCUGGUGAGCCCUUGGCCUUAAAAACAAUCCCUGUUUUCCUUGCAACACUGCUUCACCACUUCCGAUUUUCACAGGAAGGUUUGCCGGAAGAGUAUCAAGGCAUUAAUCUUGAGGGUAAUUGUGGUCUCACGUUAACGCCGGACAAGUUUUAUGUGCGUAUCGAGGAACGAUUGUAAAUGAACUCAAUAAUCGAAGGAACUGCAAUUUAACUGAUCUUAGCAACAUUAUUCAAUAAUCAUGAGACUACAAGACCAAGAAUGGGACAUGCAACCAUUGGAAAAACUAGUUAGCAUCAGAGUUAAUUAAACGCGACCGAUCUGUACAGUUGACAUGGACUAAUGUUGUACUCAUUAAGAUGGCUUCGUGUUAGUUGAAAUCGCCUUCCAAGACAAGUGUAAUUAAUACAUCGCCAUUUUUUAAUGUAAAACGUAUAAUAAUCAUAACAAUUGUAUAAUCUAUUAAUACCCUAAGUUAUAUUUCACUUGAGCAAAUUUAAUCGAGGUUGAGCUGUGCAUCGCGGCAGUUUUUGCGAGUGUCUUAUCCAGAAAGAAACGUUGUGCACGUAUACGAAAACACCAGAUUGAGAGAGUCACAAUCAUGUAUAUAUUGAUUAAACUUCCCAUCAAACUUA
Molecule: messenger RNA, 2241 nt
Organism: Stylophora pistillata
Lineage: Eukaryota; Metazoa; Cnidaria; Anthozoa; Scleractinia; Pocilloporidae
Product: cytochrome P450 1A1
Biological process (GO): progesterone metabolic process; hormone biosynthetic process
Molecular function (GO): heme binding; steroid 17-alpha-monooxygenase activity; iron ion binding
Source: RefSeq, a predicted model, not a curated record